Erythranthe guttata (spotted monkey flower) is the source of this 504-nucleotide messenger RNA. Lineage: Eukaryota; Viridiplantae; Streptophyta; Magnoliopsida; Lamiales; Phrymaceae. The record is from RefSeq and is a predicted model, not a curated record.
AUGGUUCACAUUUACCGAUUGAUUCUCAAACAGAAAAUCUUGAAAGCUUUGAACCAGCUCGGCAUUCUACGUGGUAUUGAUAUUGCAUGUGAUACUUUUCCGGUAGGAUGUGCUUUUAGUGAGUCUAUUGUUUAUCCCAAGUAUUUUGCAGCAAAUCCAGAUGUUAAAAAUGACAAUUUCAGCACAAAAUUGGGUCUGUACACAGAGAACUGUGGGCUUGACAAUGUGACCAUGUCAUGGGGGCAUGACGAGUACAUGUACUUGGUGGCGAAGGGAAAUAACACCACUCUCCCACCAUCUGCACUCUUCAUCAUCAGAUUCCACUCCUUCUACGCUCUGCAUUAUGCUGGAAAGUAUGACUACCUCAUGAAUGAUGAAGACAAAGAAAUGCUGAAAUGGCUGCGUGUCUUCAACAAAUAUGGUCUUUGCAGCAAAAAUAAUGUGACAAUCAACCAGGAAGAGGUGAAGCCUUACUAUCUCUCUCUCAUUCAUACGUUGUGGUGA